AGCUCUCUGCCAGGAUUCGUUCCCAGCACGUCCUGUUUUCAGCUGGGUCGGGUAUGUUUGGAAAACAGGGUCCAGGACCCACUCUUCUGUAGCCUGUGUGGUCACACGGCCAAUGCCAUGGGACUCGGAGACCUUCAUGGCCCGUACCUCCCAAGCGGUCCGUCCGUUAAGGUAGACAAGAACUGUGCGACCGUAGAAGCAGGAGACGACGACUUCCACAGACUCACCAAUUCUGUAAGUUCCUCAGAAAACAGAUGUUGCGGACACGAGCGCUCUCCCGUUGUCAGACACAUACCCGACUGCAACGCCAGCCCUCUACCCAAAGGGAACGUGCAAGUGAAUGAGUCCUGGAUCCAUGAGGACUGCGGCAUCUGGUCUGCCGGCGUUUUCCUUGUCAAAGGAAAGCUAUACGGGUUACAGGAGGCAGCCCAGCUCGCACGACAAACUGUUUGUUCACUUUGCCAACAAACAGGUGCAAUAAUGGGCUGUUUCCAGAAAGGCUGCCCGAGAAACUAUCACUACAGAUGUGCCAUUCAGUCAGGUUGCGUCCUGAAUGAAGAGAAUUUCUCGAUGAGAUGUUCAGAGCACAAGCAGAACAAACUGUUCACCAGAGGAACCAGACAUCGUAGGAGAUGACACAGACGACCACACACAGGCCCUGGAGAGAUAUGUGUUCUAACCAUUUAGAAGAAUCCCAUCAUAGAGACACAUUAUUUCCCAGCUGCACUAACAGCAAGGUGUAACGUUCCGUUGGCGUUCUACCUGGUCAGCGCUUCCUUUUUGGUCAGCUGACACACUUAGUUGAACGUAGACUAGGUCAGGUCCACGAACAUACCACCAGGAAACCACUCACUCUUCUUGAUAAAUAUUUCCCCCCCCAUUGUUGGUUCCAAUCCGAAAGAAGAGCCAAUAACACCUACUGUAGGCGGAGAGACUGACCUUUUUUCAAAAAAAAAAAAAAAAAAAAA
Molecule: messenger RNA, 968 nt
Organism: Cynoglossus semilaevis (tongue sole)
Lineage: Eukaryota; Metazoa; Chordata; Actinopteri; Pleuronectiformes; Cynoglossidae
Product: transcription factor 20-like
Exons: 4
Coding region: 118-636 (172 amino acids)
Biological process (GO): regulation of transcription by RNA polymerase II
Cellular component (GO): nucleus
Source: RefSeq, a predicted model, not a curated record